AUGGGGAAAUCACAAGCAGAAGAUUACCUAGCCAAAGCCGAGAAGAAAGCAUCCUCUUCGGUGGGGUGGUUCGGAAGUUCAAGCUCAAAGUGGGAGGAGGCCGGUGAUCUGUUCGCUCAAGCUGCCAACGCAUUCAAGGUGGAGAAGAGAUGGAGGGAGUCGGGUCAAGCUUUCGAGAGAGAAGCAGCAUGUCGCCAGCAAGCAAACGAGAUGAAUGACGCCAUGAACGCUUUCCACAACGCCGCCAAGAGUUAUAAGAAGUCAGACCCGGAAGCCGCCGUCACUGCUUUACACCAAUGCAUCAAGCUCCUGGUCAACUCUGGUCAUUUCCGUCAAGCUGCUGAUAGGGAGAAGGAGAUCGCUGCUAUAUAUGCUCAAGAUGGCUUGGAUGUUGCCAAAGCGAGAGACAGUUUUGUGAGAGCUGGAGACUGGUACAAACAAGAGGAUGCGAAUGCCACCGCAAACCAAUGUUAUCAACAAGCUGCCGAAUUAUCCGCCGACCUGCAAGAUUAUCAAAGAUCGAUGGAGUUAUAUCAGACCGUGGCAGAUUGGUCUCUGACAAGUGCUUUAACCAAGUACUCUGUUAAGGAGUAUUGGCUACGUGCGGCUUUAUGUUCGAUGGCCAUGGGCGAUCUCGUAACAACGCAAAGGUUACUUGAGACAUUUGCUCAAAAGGACGUUACAUUCCCUUCGACGAGAGAAGCCAAGUUUGCUCAUGAAUUGAUGGAUGCAUGCGAACAAGCCGAUGUGGAGAGGUACACCGCUGCUGUGUAUCAGUAUGACCAAGUCACAAAGUUGGAUAACUGGAAGACGGGAGUUUUGUUAAGGAUCAAGAAGGCUCUGGAGGAGGAUGAAGGUGGUUUGACAUAG
Messenger RNA from Kwoniella botswanensis, 870 nucleotides. RefSeq lists its product as uncharacterized. The coding region runs from base 1 to 870 and encodes 289 amino acids. Gene Ontology annotation, molecular function: soluble NSF attachment protein activity; syntaxin binding. Gene Ontology annotation, biological process: intracellular protein transport; SNARE complex disassembly. Lineage: Eukaryota; Fungi; Basidiomycota; Tremellomycetes; Tremellales; Cryptococcaceae. The record is from RefSeq and is a predicted model, not a curated record. The transcript is spliced from 6 exons. Gene Ontology annotation, cellular component: vacuolar membrane; SNARE complex.